AUGCUUGCCUCCAAAGCUAUGGGUGACAUCUGCGGCAGAGAUGCAAAAGGAUGGAGUGCUCAUCAGGUUUUCUUCAUGUUGUCUUCCUCUAUGGGCCAUGAACAUGAGCAGAGAUUACAACUGCUUUCUCCACGAGCGCACACACAUGCACAAGUAGCAUCACAACCCAGGCUCCUCGCCGCAGUCCCAAGUCCAGUGAUUUACAAACCACCAUUACUGGGGGGUCCAAUUGGACCCAGCUCUGUGCCCACAGGCCCAACACCUACCACCUGCCCAACGCCCAUCUGCGGCGGGGAGGAUUUCAUGAAAAACUUCUCUAGCUUUGCAAUGAUGUGUUUCCCAUAUGUGUACUUGCGCAGAGAACUCAAAUGA
This is a messenger RNA of Gryllus bimaculatus (two-spotted cricket), 372 nucleotides long. NCBI's taxonomy places the organism in Eukaryota, Metazoa, Arthropoda, Insecta, Orthoptera, Gryllidae. The record is from the annotation of a GenBank genome assembly.